UUUGAGUAGAUUCUCAAAAAUCUGACAAUGUCCCAUUCAACUAGAUGUGCAGCUUGCAAAUAUUUAAGAAGGAGAUGCCCUAAAGAUUGUGUUCUUGCACCAUAUUUUCCACCAACCAAACCUCAAAGAUUUGCUUGUGUUCACAAAAUCUUUGGUGCUAGCAACACUACCAAAAUGCUAGAGCAACUUCCACUGCAUUUACGAGCUGUGGCAGCGGAUUGCAUGUCUUUCGAAGCAAGUUCACGUGUGGAAGACCCAGUCUAUGGAAGUGUUCGGAUAAUCUCUCAACUCCAAGAACAAAUAAUUGAGGCUCAGUCUGAGCUAGUGAAGACAAAGGGUGAAAUAGACUUUCAUAAUGCAAAACAACACCUACAACAACAACAAAUGCAGCAGCUGCAAAUGAUUCAUGCUAUUGCCCAAGAAGGUGAUGAAGAUCAGCCCUUAUGGCUAAGUUCAUGUCAACAAGAUCCUUUCCCCAACGUAAAUCAACAGCUACUUGAAGACUACAACUAUUCCAAUACUUUUUUUGGCUUUGAAUUUUGAUCAAAUUACAAGUUUAGUUUAUCAACGAGUGAUGGUAAGGAUAUUACAGAUAAUUUAGAU
Molecule: messenger RNA, 603 nt
Organism: Quercus lobata
Lineage: Eukaryota; Viridiplantae; Streptophyta; Magnoliopsida; Fagales; Fagaceae
Product: LOB domain-containing protein 24-like
Exons: 2
Coding region: 28-543 (171 amino acids)
Source: RefSeq, a predicted model, not a curated record